GUCGUGGUGGUGGGGGUUAGUGGCGGAUACAUCCAUUAGGGCUUGACACUGCCUCGCCACAGUUCCUUCGGCCACUGGCUACUCCACCGCAUGGUUUGAAAUAAUUGAUAUAACAUUAACGUCAAGAGCUCUCUGAAAAAGACCGGUAAAUUCAAAUACAUAAGCCCAGAAAGAUUAAGAGGAGCCAAAUCACUAAGGGAUCAAAUUCGGAAUGGCAGAACUACUAUCAAUCCUCCAAGUCGCAGAGAUUGCGACAAAAACAUCUAUCCAGUUAUAUGAUUUCUUUUCUACAAUAACACAUGCACCUCAGGAAAUCCGGGGUAUAACCCGAGAUAUUAACAGUUUCAAUACACUGGUGUGUAAUCUUACUGCCUCGUUGAAGUCCCCCGAUGUAAGGGCUAUCAUUGAAAAUGAUUUGGAAAUCACCAAUGCAAUCGAGUCUCUUAAGGAACCCAUAGGCAAUAGCCGUAAAACUUUUGAAAAGAUGGAGGAAAAGCUGCGCCCACACUUGAAGGAAGAUAUUUCCUCAUCUGAACCGCCAAAGGGCAAUGGCGAUGCUCCAGCGCAACAAAGACGGCUUAGCCGGACUGAUGUGAAAUGGUAUUUCAAACGAAAAGAAGUGUAUUCCUUGCUAGGCGAGAUGGAGCGGAACAAGGUAACGUUUGGGGAUGCUAUGGGAUAUGUUACACUUCUUUUAUCGUUCAAAACGUCUGCUAUCAUGAAGGCAAAUUCUGCUGCCACUGGGCCCAAGCCUCAAGAUGCUACAAUAAAAACCCCAUUUGAUGAUGAUGCAGGUUCUGCUCUUAUACGAUUCGCCGAAACAGCAUCUACCUUGCCUCAAGGCUCGCUUUCUGACUCGAAGCCACUGGUCGAUACAAGAUCGAGCAUGGUAGAGCCGGAAGAAACUGAAUCUCAACUGACGGAUACUCUCAUUCAGGCCGUCAAAAUCGGAUCCUUGCCACUUGUAAAGGCGUCGUUGGAGAAGGCAAAUAUUAAUGGCCAAGAUCGUGAUGGACGGACUCCACUGUCUUUUGCCGCAGAGCUUGGCCAUGUUCAAGUAACAGAGUUACUACUUGCUAGAGGUGCAAUAGUAUCAAUUCGCCAGUACAGCAACCAUCGCCAACAAGGAUCGUCGGAGCCACUUCGAGAAAGCGGACGAACACCUUUACUCUGGGCGGCAGCAAAAGGAAACAGCGCGAUUGUACAUCUUUUGCUACAAUAUGGCGCAAACCCUAAUGCCCGAUCGACGUCCGGAAGGUUUGCUUUACAAGAAGCUACAAUGAAUAAUAAUGUUGAUAUUGUUAAACUGCUAUUGCAAUACAAAGCGGAUGCGAAUGCUAGGUCCUACAAUUUUGUGCGUUCACUUUUUGUCUUCGGAUUAUUUGUGCAUCUUAUUAAUACCAGAAACAUACAUUCCCCUGCCUUAUUUUGCGAUGCAACUUGAUGUUUUCUAACGAGUUGAUACUAGGGCUGGACGGUGAUGCAUGAAGCUGCUUUGCACGGUCGAGAAAGACUUGUGCAAUUGUUCCUUAGGCACGAAGUAUCCUAUGACACAGUCAGCACCGAGAAGGAUGCAAGAAGAACACCGCUACACCUUGCAGUGUACAGUAAACGACACGACAUUACUCAGACUCUCCUAGAACAAGGGGCGGAUGUGAAUGCGCAGAUGCUGGAAGAUACUACUGCUCUUCACUUAGCUGCGGCCGGGGGAUGGUAUGAAGGAGCUGAGCUUU
Messenger RNA from Talaromyces proteolyticus, 1733 nucleotides. RefSeq names its product ankyrin repeat-containing domain protein. The transcript is spliced from 2 exons. Gene Ontology annotation, molecular function: protein binding. Gene Ontology annotation, cellular component: nucleus; cytoplasm. Lineage: Eukaryota; Fungi; Ascomycota; Eurotiomycetes; Eurotiales; Trichocomaceae. The record is from RefSeq and is a predicted model, not a curated record. Bases 212 to 1444 code for a protein of 410 amino acids.